AUGACGCAUCUGCUUUGGAAACACUAUUGGGAAGACGAUGUCGACCGAUUUCGACGCCUUCUCGCCCCCGCCGGCCCCGGGACCCAGAGCGGCCCCCGGAGCUCUGGAUUGACUCCGGGAAUAACGGGAAGUCCAGGUUACGGCACUUCGCCGCGCUCUGCCACCAAGUCGCGCAAGCUUCCGGGCUUUGGAACAGGCUCCGGAAGCACGCGCCACGGCUACGGUGGCCUCGGGCGGAACGAAGUGAACAGCCGUGACCAGGCCGGGCUCACCGUUUUGCUACGCGCAGCAUCUUCGACCGCCAACAAUGCCAUCUCCUUCGUGGAGGCACUGCUCGAACACCCCGCCAUCGACAUAUACGUUCAGGAUACCGAGAAUGGCUGGAAUGCGCUACAUCGGGCACUAUAUGCAGGGAACAUAUCCAUCGCGAGACUCCUGUUGGAGAAGGAGUCCAAGGACCUGACAGGGCAUACGUCUUCACUGCAUCGGGUGGGGCAGCUCAUUAAGACGAAGGAUCACGAGGGCUACAGUCCGUUUGACUUGUAUAACUCGACCAUCGGCGAGCGCAACCUCAACGAGCUAGUCAAGCAGCAAAAGCUUGGUGAAGAAUCCGACAGCGAUGAGGCUGAGGCUUAUUUGGACCAGACGCUAGGCACGAAAAAUGUAAAGGCUUCCGGCGAGGAGCUAUAUGCGUUCGGGAGCAAUAAGAAUCUUUCUUUAGGUUUCGGUGACGAGGACGAUCGCCAAUUCCCAGAGCGCGUGUACCUCAAGCGUCCGGAUGACUUGCUGCGGAGGUUUCACAGGGAGUACCUUCAAGCCACUGGCGAAGGGCGUCCAGCAUCUCAGGAUUUGACCAAGAUCCCUGCCCUCGUUCUGAACCGACCGUUGAUGAUACAAGACGUGGUUCUUUCCAAGCUACACAGUGCGGUCCUAACAGCGGACCCGGUAUCGAACCUUUAUGUCUGCGGUGUUGGUCGUGGAGGGAGGCUCGGUCUUGGGGAUGAGAAUACGCGGUUCACAUACACGCCCAUACAGGGACCGUUUGUUGACAAAAAGGUCGUCCAAGUUGCCCUCGGCCAAAACCACUCGAUGGCUGUCGAUGACACCGGCGCGUUAUGGACGUGGGGCAACAACGCCCAGUACCAGCUGGGAUACACGCUCCCCGAGCCGGCCAAGAAAGACGAGGAUCCUCUCAGCACCGUUCCACGCCAGGUUUUUGGCCCUCUGAAGAAAGAGGUCAUCGUUGGGAUCGCGGCCUCCUCAAUACACUCGGUCGCGCAUACCGGCACAUCGCUGUAUUGCUGGGGUAAGAAUCUCGGCCAGCUGGCGUUGAUGGACGCCGAUUCCAGGUCACUCGAAUAUCAGCAAACGCCCAGGAAAGUUGCAGCCUCCUUAUUCCAAUCGCCAAUCGUUAUGGUGACUGCAAUCGACAAAGCUACGACGAUAUUGCUCCAGAAUCACACCGUCUGCAUCUUCACGGCAUACGGUUAUCACAUCGUCAAGUUCCCGUUUGCGACCCUCGACCUCGUCGGCAACAUUCAGCUAUCCACUCGCCAGAACCCGGCUUGGAACCAAAUCAGCUCCAUCACGUCAGGAGGAGAAACAAUUGCCGCCGUCACGAGGGGUGGUAACCUAUUUACAAUGAACCUCGACCACAAGAUCGAAACGAAUCCUUCAACCACGUCUACCACAAACCCUUCCAAGAUCAAGGGUGCGGUCACGCCGGCGCAGUGCAUUUGGUCUGCCAGGCGGGAUGGGGUUCGCUCUGUUGGCGUGGGUGAGCAUGGCUCCGUCAUCAUCAGCACACAGUCUGGCGCUGUGUGGCGAAGGGUAAAACGAACCAAAGCAAAGGAUGCGUCGCAUUGGUUGUCAGAGUCCAAGCGGAAGGACUACAAGUUCCAGCGCGUGCCCUGCAUCACCAAGGUUGCCACCGUCCGGGCUUCAGCGUUCGGUGCGUUUGCCGCUAUCCGAAAGGACUCGGAGGUGAUGAGGGAACAACUGGCCAUUAACGACCAAUCCAUCUGGCAAGACGUGGCGCCAUUAAACUGUCUCGGCGGUUUCCUGGCGUCGGAGCCGACGGACAAGAAGGAUGAGGUCUGGACAUUUUGGAACAAGAAUGAGCUGGGGAAACUUUUUGGUCCAGUGGCCUACGAAGUGCUAAAGUCUUCCGACAUCGACCAUGACUUGUCACAGCACCUUACAUCGUUGUCAUACCAGAACGACUGGUUGGACACAGCUGUCUGCACGUCCUCUUCACUUGAUACCAAGAUACCAGUUCAUGGUUGGCUGCUUGCGGCUCGCAGCCCCGUUCUUCGAAGUGCACUGGCACAGUUCCGCAAGGCGGGGUUUUUCGCCCACGAGAUGUUCAGCAUCAGCGAUGACGACGGCAGGGCGGUAGUUCUCUUCCAGGGCCUGGACCUAGUUUCGCUGCUCAACCUCGUCCUAUUCGCGUACGAGGAUAAGGUGAUUCCUGUGUGGAACUUCACCGGCCACGUCCGGCCGCUGGCACAUCGUUAUCGUCAGAUCCGCCAGGAAGUAAUGAAGCUCGCCACCCGCCUCAGCAUGAACAGUCUCGAGGCGGCAGCGAGGCUGCAGGUGGAACCCAAGAAAUGCAUGGACCAGGAUUUCCGGCUUGCCAUCAAGGACCCGCGUUUCUUCACGGAUGGCGAUGCCUUGCUAGAGCUUGAAGGAGCCGAUGUCCCGGUCCACAGCGCCUUCAUUUGUCAGAGAUGUCCUUGGUUUCAGGUACUCUUCUUUGGGCGCUCCCAAGGCACGUGGCUGGAGGGCCGCCGAGCGAUCUCGGGUGGUCGGAUCAAGAUCGAUUUGACCCAUGCUUCCGCCAAAGCGUUCAAGUAUGUUCUGCAGUAUCUCUAUGGAGACUGCGGAGCUGAGCUAUUUGACCCCGUUGUGUGCGACACUUUUGAAGACUUCCUAGACCUCGUUAUGGAAGUCAUGUCGAUUGCCGACUAUCUGAUGCUGGACCGGCUGUCGCAGAUAUGCCAGCAGAUCAUAGGUCGGUUUGCGAACGUUCGCAACAUUGCUGACCUCCUGAACGCCAUCAGUCCCUUCUCAAUCACGGAAUUCAAGGAUGGGGGGUUAGAGUACAUCUGUCUGCAGCUAGAGACGAUGCUCGAGAACCAUCUCCUAGACGAAUUGGAUCGGGAUUUGCUUCUCGAGCUGGACGAGGUGGUCCGAGACAACCAGGCCGCCCAGUCAUCGUUCGUACGCAGUUGCCGCGCCGAGCUACUGCUUCAUGAACGCAAUCAUUGGCUGGCCGAGGAGAUCGACCAGGAGCGCCAGCGCCGGGUCAAGGAGCUCGGAUACAAAGCGCAGAGGGAGGAAGAGAAGAGGCUUCUGUCCGCGGUCAAGACCCGAUAUGGCAGUUUGGAUGACAUUAGUCCUCUCACGCCCACCCCUGACAGGAUGAGAAACGUGUCGAGGGCGGAGCGCAGCGAGGCUCCCAGUCCUAGCCUUCGGCCAAAGGCGUCGCACGGAGAUAUGAUCUUUGAUAUGGAUGAUGAGUUUUCGCCAGUCACUAGUCCUUCGACGAGGCCUCGGAAAACAGACGAGGGGACGCCGGAUUUGGACCAGAUCCCGCCACUGGGUAGCUCCUGGAAAGGUAAAGGCAAGAAGGUACGGCUCGAUCUCGGAUCGGCAUCACCAGUCAGCCCUUUUGGGAUGCUACGCACGCCAGUCAAGCCGGCGAAUGGGGUUAGUCCGGAUAUGGUCGCUGCAACGCCCCUACAAGCAGGGCAACCCUGGGGAUCUGGGACAACGCCAACUUCGAAGCUAGAUCUGCGUGACAUCAUUCAGUCAGAGACAGCAACCCAGUCCAUCCUCUCGGAGGGUCUGGCAGCGCAGAGGGCUAAAGAGUCAACACCAAAGUCAGCGCAGCAGAAGAUAUCGCAAAAGGAAAAGAAGCGGCAACAACAGGCCGCACAGGCCGCCCAAGCAGCACUGCUCGCGGCCAAGGCGGACGGGGCCAAGAACGCGUGGGAGCGGUCCCCCGAUGAACCCCAGGCCUCGCCUUGGAAAACGGUCAGCAAGGACAAGACAGCAUCCAAGGGGCUGCUCUCCCCGGACGCGCCGACCGCCAUCCCAAUCCACCGCCGUACAGCCUCCCCCGACACGCGCUUCUCGGGCCAACGCACCCCGAGCUCAACCACCACCACAACAGCAACAACAACCCCCAAACCCAACCCCCUUCCCGCCACCCCCAUCCCAACAACAGCAACAACAACACCAACCCCAACAAUAACAACAACAACAACAACAACAACAACAACCCAACCCGACCCCGUAGUAACCCCGCACUCCAAAGUCUACCUCCCCCCGCCCCCCAAACCGGACUACCUCGCCGGCCUGGGCCUGCGCGACAUCAUGGGCCAGCAGCGGCGCGACAAGGAACAGGUGCGGGAGGCGGCGGCCAAGCGGUCGCUGCAGGAGAUCCAGCAGGAGCAGGCGUUCCAGGAGUGGUGGGACGCCGAGAGCCGGCGGAUGCAGGAGGAGGAGCGGAGGCGGGCGGAGAGGGUUGAGGGAGGUGGACGGGAGGGUGGUGGUGGUGGUGGUGGUGGGAGGGGGAAUGGGGUUGAUGGUGGGAAUGGGAAUGGGAAUGGUGGCGGGAGUGGGAGUGGUGGGACAGUCAGCUCGAGAGGUGGCGGUAAGACCAGAGGGAAUGGCGGCAAGGGCCGAGGUGGUGGUGAGAGAGGAGGCAGGGGUGGAGCUGGCGGGAGGAAAGAGACUGUUUCAGCAGGCGGGAAGUAAUCACAGAGUGGAUGGAUGAGAUGGACAUGUGUUGUUGUGUAUAAUGGAAGGUAACCAUGGCGAUAGACAAGGGCAGGCAGGACAUGGCAGUCUGGC
Molecule: messenger RNA, 4860 nt
Organism: Chaetomium fimeti
Lineage: Eukaryota; Fungi; Ascomycota; Sordariomycetes; Sordariales; Chaetomiaceae
Exons: 3
Coding region: 1-4764 (1587 amino acids)
Molecular function (GO): protein binding
Source: RefSeq, a predicted model, not a curated record